UUCACUGGGUAUUUUCAGCUGCAGGUUUUUUUUCCUCUCUCUCGCUCUCUCUUGCCCCUGUCCCUCUCUCUGUGCCUCUGUGUUAAAGCUUCCACAAAAGUCUCCAGAAAUAAAGCGGCCGUUUCCCUCUUUUAUUGUUGUGAUCUCGCAUUCCCGGCCGGAUACAUCCCGAGCGUCUGAAAAACUUCCUGGAUACCUCCCUUAACAACCAGCCGACCUCCCGGGCCUGGCCAGCAGCCUUUUAAGUGCCAUUUCAACCCUUUAUUACCCUUUGUUUUUGACUCUUUUUUAAAAAAAAGAGAAAGACUCGGAGAGGAGGAAGUUGAAGGAUUUUGUAUGAAGAAUGGAUUGUUCAAAACUUACAGAAUGUGAGAUGUGAAGUCAGAAGGUUAUUUUAUUAAAAGCGAGAACCAUCUGGAUUGCAUUUGCCUGAGAAAUUAUGUUCAUUGAAGAAUGUGGCCUACUAUGGAUUCAAUUAGAAGAUUACUUUGUCUUCAUAAUCAACACUAGUCUGCAGAAUAAGUGAAGCUGAAAAAAACUGCUUUCAUGACAUAAAUUAUCUUGAAGUUCAGAACCGGAUUGAGAUAUUGUGAAUCAUGUACAUCGUGUUCAGGAAGCAACCAUUUCUCUCCAUGUAGCACUACUGUACAACUCCAAACCCUCUGAAUCAUCCAACAGCACUAAAUGAAUGUGGAUUAUCAUGAGGCAUUGAUUUUAAACAAAAUGGUGGUUUUUGAAGCGAUGAUUCCUCAUUGAGCCAGAAGAUCUUGAUUACUUCGUACAGUGGGCAAGCACUGUACCAUAUGGUCACGUUUCAGAGGCCAUGAUGACAUGAAGUCCGAAGAUAUCAUCUGACUUUUGAUAUCUUUAGGGUGUCACAAGCAGAAACGUGAAAAUGAAUGGAGGAAACGAGAAUGAUGGUGAAAAAGAUGGUGGGAGCUCAGCAGUCCAAGUUCCAAUAGGAUGGCAGCGGCAAGUUGACCAGAAUGGAGUGCUAUAUAUGAGUCCAAGUGGCUCUGUAUUGGCCUGCAUCGAGCAAGUUAAAACAUAUCUACUUACUGAUGGAACUUGCAAAUGUGGCUUGGAGUGUCCUCUUAUUCUUUCAAAGGUAUUCACUUUUGACCCUGGAGCAACCGUCAAACAAAGAACAGCAGAGGAUGUGAAGGCAGAUGAAGAUUUGACAAAACUUUGCAUUCAUAAACGAAAAAUCAUUGCUGUAGCUACACUACAUAAAAGUAUCGAAACACCACAUCCUUCCUUGCUUUUAACAAGCCCAGGUGGUGGAACAAGUGGCACUCCUAUGGUACAAUCUCGGGCUGCAACUCCUAGAGCAACGAGAAAUAAGUCACAAGAAGUAAUAACAAAUUCUUCGGUGCCAGACUACAAGAACACAUUUCUGCCUAAAUUGAUGGGGGGUCCCAAUGCUGCAUCACGGCUUUAUCAACAAGACCUAUGUGGAAGCCCCCAACAAGAACUUCAUGGCUAUUCCAGGCAAAGGCUGGGUAGCAAUGAUCAAGGACAGAAGUCUCCAUAUCGUGGAAGUCAUGGUGGUCUUUCUAGCCCAGCGUCAUCAGGAUCACAGAUCUAUGGAGAUGGUUCUAUAUCUCCCAGGACUGAUACAAUGGGAAGCCCUGACGUGUUUACGCGAAGUAAUCCAGGCUUUCAUGCUGGGCCAAACUCCAGCCCAAUUCACAUUAAUAGAAUACCCCAUUCCCCACCCACAGUUCUGAUGCAGAAUUCUUCAUCCCACUCAUCCUGUGCUAUGGCUGGUAGGACUUCUAUACCUCUUUCACCGACAAUGACUACAAAAAGCCCAGUAAUGAAAAAACCAUCUUGUAAUUAUUCAUCGAAUAUGGAUAUGCCACGAAUUAUGUUUCACAAACCUCCCCAAGGACCCCCAACACCAUGUGCUCUCCAGAAAAAGCCAUUGCCCUCAGAAAAAGAUCCGUUAGGUAUCCUUGAUCCUAUACCAAGUAAACCUAAUCCAGUACUUAUGAAUACAUCUAAUUUCCAGACAACCAUGCACUCUCAGGUACCUAUGAUGAAUGUAAACAUGCCUCCUGCUGUUGUCCCUCUGCCAAGCAAUCUACCAUUGCCAACUGUUAAACCUGGCCCAGUAAAUCAUGGAACUCAUGUUCCACGGGUUCAACAUUCAACUUCCACAUCUGUGUCUCCUGCUCCAGUUACCUCUCCUGUACAUAUGAUUGGAUCUGUAAUGGGAAGAAUUGAGGCGUCACCACAAAGGUCUCGGUCAUCAUCCACAUCAUCUGAUCACGGAAGCUUAAUGAUGCCACCUGCAGGACCUCAAUCUGGCUGCAGUGGAAUAAAGGUUCCUCCAAGGUCGCCAAGGUCAUCUAUGGGUUCUCCACGGCCAUCUAUGCCAUCCAGUCCAUCUACUAAGCCUGAUGGGCAUCAUCAAUACAAAGAUAUUUCUAAUCAGCUGUUGGUUGGAAUGAACAACGUUUUGAAUCCUCAAAAUAAUCCUCUGUUUCCAUCCGUAUCUGUUGGGAAUGUUCAACAACAAAAGGGUCAGCCAGGUUUGCUAGGAAUGCCCUUAAAUCAAAUUUUGAACCAGCAUAAUGCUGCCUCAUUUCCAGCAAGCAGUUUACUUUCAGCAGCAGCCAAAGCACAGCUAGCUAAUCAAAACAAACUGUCUGGUAGUAACAGUAGUGGUGCUGUUGGCAGUGGUGGCAAUAGUGAAGGACACAGCACUUUAAAUACCAUGUUUCCACCAACUACAAACAUGCUGCUUUCAGUGAAUGAAGGUCAAAGUGGCCGUGCAGCACUGAGAGACAAACUAAUGGCACAGCAAAAGGAUCCUUUAAGAAAGCGGAAGCAAGCUACCCCGACAGUAUUGAGUAUGCUGAAACAGUCUCAGAUGAGCAGCUCAGGAGUUCCAAAGUCUGUGAUUGACUCUUUAAGGAAACAAGGACAAAAUUCAUCUGUGACUAUGAAUAACACCAUGUCUCAGUUACUUCAGUCAAUGAGUUCACAGAGUUCUCAAAUCAGUGGCAAUAGCAGUGCUAGUUGUGGUAGUUCCACGACAGGUAUUUCUUGUUCAACCAACCAACAUAAUUUUUCAAACACUAGUUUGAACUCUGGUUCCAUUCAUAACCUAUCAGCUCAAAAUCUAACAAGAGGGGAAGGUAUUUCUUGCCAGAAUACAAAUAGUAGUUUAAUCCACAGUUGUCAGGGCCUAAACAAUCAAUUUGUUGGGUUAGUUGGACAGCCUCAUGAUGGUGGCAAUUGUGGGCUGCUUCACCAAUCUGGAAUGACUUUGGGAAAUAGUUUGCAUUCAAACCAUCAUUCAAGAAUUGCAGCCUCUUCUGUAAUGGUACCAAACAGUAGUGGCAUUUGUUGCCAAACCAAUGCUGACACAGGAGGGCAGGAUGGUCCAUCCUAUGGACAUCUGCACAGACGCGAACGUUGUUCCUUGCUCAACCUAUCAGGAGGUAGUUCUGGCCAGGCAGCAUCCAUGGCCAUUGCAGGCACCAACCAACUUGCCAUUACCAAGACAACAUCCGUUCUGCAAGAUGGAGUUAUAGUUACAACAGCAGCUGGAAAUGCAUUGCAUAAUCAGAUCCCCAUGGGGGGUACACUUCCCAUCAUUGGUCAAAACAAGGCUUUUCAUUUUGGACAUGCCAUCCCUACGAGUAGCAAUCAUACCCACUCUCUGAACCCAAACCUGCUUGGCUCUCUGUCCAUUCCUUUUGCAAUGAACCAGCAACAUCUUCUGAACCAGAAUAUGCUGAACAUGUUACCCACAUCAGUAGAUGGCAAGGGAGAAGUCUCUAUGAAUCCUUUGGGAAUUCUGAACCCAAAUUUAAAUGCAGCUUUGACUUUGCUUCCUGGUGAUUUGGCGGGACAGACUUUACAACCUGUUCAGCUUUUGGCAACACUGUUUCAAAACCAGGCACAGGCUACAAUGCUACCCCUUACAUCUUUUAACUUGACUCUCCCAGAUUUAUUGCAGCAACAAAACCACCCUUCACCUUCUGUGACACAAAUCCAAUCCCCGCCAGAUCAUUUGCAUAGCAAUCAAUUAGUUAGUAACAGAUCACAAACCCUUUUGACAAACCCUCUGGGGAACCCUUUACCAAGCCUUUCAAGCAUUGAUACCACUACAAACCCUCUCCUCCUCCCAGCUGUCACAGCAGCCCCAGGACUAAUGGCCCUCAAUCCCCAUCUGUUGCGAAGUGUUCUGCACUCUCCUUUGAACCAUGGUAUAAAUCACUCUGAAGUUUCCAUAGCAACCUCAUCCCAGGCAACCACUACCACCAGUACAUCAUCCGUAGCAGCACUUGCUGUCUCAACUCUUGGUGGGACAGCAGUCAUGUCAAUGGCAGAAUCGCUGCUACCCAUUUCAGCUGCUGGGCAUGCAACAGGACCUACAAAAUUGAACAACUUGCUACCACACCUCCCUUUGCUAGGAACCAACUUUCUUGGUGAUGUACCUUUAUUCAAUAAUAGUAUCAACAAUCCACAAUUAAGCCAUCUCCAGACAUUGCUCAACAGUAAUCAGAUGCUUCCACAGACUCAUCAUCAACUUCUACAAAGUCUGCAAGGGACUCAUGGUCUCCAGGAGUUUCAGAAUCACACUUCGCUUUCAGGCCCAAGCAACCCUCUCAACCCCAUGUCAUGUUUUUUUCAAAACUUUCAGGUGAGCCCAGCACAUGAUGUCUCACUUUCAAAUGCACCUGCAAACUCUGAACCAGGAACAAUAUUACUCUCUGAAGGCUCCCAUACUGCACCUCCCAAUUUUCAUGAGCUGGCGGGUGACCACCAUCGAAUAGAACAGAUUCAAGCAAAGCAAGACAGAGAACGGGUGCUGACUGUGGGUCCUCAUGACCCUUCUGUUGAUGCUAUUUACAAAGCUGUGGUAGAUGCUGCAAGCAAAGGGAUGCAAGUUGUGAUCACUACAGCAGUGAGUAGUACUUCACAAAUGAGCCCCAUCCCAGCUCUGAGUGCCAUGAGUGCCUUUACUGCCUCCAUUGCAAACCCUGUGAAUCUUUCCAAUGCAGUCAACGCGGUGAUUCAUGGGAAAAGACUCUCCAGCAUGGAGAACGACAGUCGACUCAACAAUCAAACUAUCCUGGCAAACAGGCAUGCCAGAGGAGUGAGGUUGCACAAAAAUUCUGGGCAAGCAAAAUUCACUGCUGAGGGGGAGGGAUUUGAAUACUUUAAAUCGCCAGGUCGCAACACUCCGAAAAAGCAAUGGGAAAAUGAACAGCAGCCAAUUGAUGCAACAUUGUGGAAAUGUGAGAAGUUUCUAGAACACUCUGGCCAAGUAAAUCAUAGUCCUUCAGCAGAAAGGAUGCCUUCCUUUCAGGGAGAUCAGACUGAUGCGGGAUUACAGCAGAAAAACUGCCAGUUGGACAAAAGAUUUCACGAGGACAGCUUCAGGUUCAAUAGUCAAAAAAGACACAUUGUUAACAUGAAAGAAAGGCUAGAGAACACUGUGGAAAGAUGCACACAUAUCAACGGAAACCGGUCUCAACAGAGCAGGAACUUCGGUGAGUUGCUGACAGCCCCCAAACAGGAACUUGCCAGAGAGGAGCAAUCUCCGAGUUCCUCGGCUAGUUUGGAGGGAAUGCCAGGCUCCUUGGCGCACGAAUAUAUUUACAAUGGAGAUUAUAAUUCAGAAAACAUUAAUGGAUGUGCUCCAAGUCCGUCAGACACUAAAAGCUUAAGCAGUGAUGAUGAUUUGAGGAUUCCAGAUUCGCCCUCUAACGAAUUAAUACACUACAGACCAAGGACGUUUAAUGUUGGUGACUUGGUCUGGAGUCAAUUAAAGGGAUUUCCUUCCUGGCCUAGUAAACUGGUGAGAGAAGAUGAAGUACACAGCUCCUGUCAACAAAACACUGAAGAGGGGAAGGUAAAUAAUACAGUCCAUCAGACACAACAGAAGGAGAGACAAGUCAAGUCACCAAAAGCCAAGAGGCGAAAAAUUUCUAGAUAACGUUCAAUGUCUUCAUCACUGAUUAUAGUUAUAUGGUGGAACUGUAUGUAUAUAGAGUCUUAGUUAUCCACAACGCUACAAGGUGCUAAUGAACCGUGGUACAGUGUUUCUUCAAUAAUGAGCAAAGAUUAUAUGUUGGAUAGCUCAUCAGAAACCUUGUGAGAUCAUGGUUACAGUUUAUCUACUGCUUGCCUAAAAAUUGACAUUUUCUACAAUACUAAAAGAAAAUCAAGAAUAUCAAAAACUGAAUAGUCCAAAUGUUUCUGACAAAUUUUCAUGUGUAUAUAGAUUAUGCAAAAUUUCAUGGUAAUAUCAAAUUGUAAAUACUGUAUAAAGUUGUCAUGUACAAGCAUACUUAAUGCACAGUUUAUCUUUUUCUUGUACAAAAUAGUGUACAAAAUUAUUUGGUUUCUAUUGAGUACACAUACAAGAGAUUACCAGUGUAAAGAGGAUAAAUAAAAAUGCCGCUUAAAGCUUUUAUAUGCAAGAUGCUGUUUUUGUAUUUAACAGCAGAUGAGGCAUGGUUAUGUGAUAACUUGAUUAUGACAGACACUUCACACCACCAAUGUUCAUUUCUAUUCUGUUUAGAAUUCUGUCCUUUGUGCAAUGGCAUGGAGGUCUCCUGCAGUCCUACAUGCAAACUUCAUGUAAAAUUCAUGUCUUUAUUCCCUCACUUUUUCACCAUUCUGAUGGGUGUGUACUGUUUUAAUGGUAUUGUCUGUGUUUUCUUAUCAGUCAGCUUUUUUGCUGUUUUAUGUCAAAACAAAUGUUUUAUCCAUCAAAAAUGUGCGCUUUCAUAUUUAAUUUUGCUUUUCUUUGCUUUAUUCCUGAACUGUCUUGUAAUGACCAACUUUGCUCUUUGUUUUGACAUUGAUUUGUAUUUUCUCACAUGUAUACUUUACAUUAGUAGAACAUGUAAAGUAUGUUGUGCACUUGAUUUUAAUUAGUUGAUGGCAUUUAUGUGGAUGAUAGGACUAGUUUGUUCCAGUCCAUGCAAGUUCUAAAGGUUUUAUGGUUUCAUGUAAAGGACAGUAAUUGUAAAUAUUGUGAACAUUACAGGUCGUGCAGUGUUGUAACAUUUUUAAUAAUGUUGCACCUACUUUACAAUUAAAAACUGGUCACUCAUACUUGA
Messenger RNA from Amblyraja radiata (thorny skate), 7091 nucleotides. It is a transcript of the gene mbd5, whose product is annotated as methyl-CpG binding domain protein 5. Gene Ontology annotation, molecular function: DNA binding; chromatin binding. Bases 896 to 5959 code for a protein of 1687 amino acids. The transcript has 10 exons. The record is from RefSeq and is a predicted model, not a curated record. NCBI's taxonomy places the organism in Eukaryota, Metazoa, Chordata, Chondrichthyes, Rajiformes, Rajidae. Gene Ontology annotation, cellular component: chromocenter; nucleus.